AAUUUUAAUGGCGGUGAUCGUACGUCGAUGUGAUUAUUGACUGUCUAUUUCUAUUUUUAUUUUGUAUUUUCUAGUUAAUUGAGUAGAUUUAAUCCUAUUAUUUUUACAUAGGCUGCGGCCAUAUCAUGCUUUUCUAUGUCGGGAUCAGCUAAAACGUCGGUCGUGUUCGAGGAGGGUGGCAAUCAGUGUAGAAAACGUUGUCAUACAAACCUUAGCAACGAGCUGCAGUGCAAAAGAACUAAAAUUGACGAUAUGAGUGCGAGUGAAAAGAAAUCCAAUUUCUCCAUGUUAUCCCCAAACACGAACGGAACAUUAAAAAUGACGGCGUCGUCCAUGAAUAAACCAGGCACGACGACGAAGAAACUAGUUAUAAAAAACUUCAAAAGUAAACCGAACCUUCCAGAAAACUACCAGGAGACGACAUGGAGCAAACUGAGGGAGGCCGUCAUAGCAAUACAAACAUCAAAAGCAAUUGCUUACUCUUUAGAAGAAUUAUAUCAAGCAGUAGAAAAUAUGUGUAGUCACAAGAUGGCUUCACAACUGUAUGUUAGUCUAACAAAUUUAGUAGAAGCUCAUGUUAAAGCUAAUAUAGAACAGUUCUUAUCGGAAAGUAUGGACCGACAAGUGUUUUUGAAACGCAUGGACGACUGCUGGAGAGCACAUUGUCGACAAAUGAUAAUGAUAAGGAGUAUCUUCCUGUAUCUUGACCGGACAUACGUCUUACAAAACCCUAAUAUCCAUUCCAUAUGGGACAUGGGCCUAGAUCUGUUCCGUCAUCACAUAGCCAUGAAUACACUAAUACAGACUCGGACUGUUGAUGGUCUGCUGCUGCUUAUAGAAAGGGAGCGUGGAGGAGACGCUGUAGACAUUUCCUUGCUCAAAAGUCUUCUGAGGAUGCUCUCCGACUUGCAAAUAUACCAAGAUGCCUUUGAACAUAAAUUCCUCCAAGCAACAGACAGACUGUACGCAGCAGAAGGACAGAGACUGAUGCGAGAGCUGGCAGUGCCGCAGUACCUGGCACAUGUGGAGAAAAGACUAAAGGAGGAGCAUGAGCGCCUGCUGCACUACCUGGACCCUUGCACCAAGUGGCAGCUUAUACACACGAUCGAGAAGCAGCUGCUGAGCGAGCAUCUCACGGGUAUCCUGGGUAAGGGUCUGGAGGCGCUGAUGGAUGGGCCCCGGCUGGCUGACCUCAAGACCCUGUACAACCUGUUCAGCCGGGUCACAGACGGACUGAACGAGCUGUGCAACCACUUUAACGCGUAUAUCAAGAAAAAAGGUCGCACUAUAGUGAUCGAGCCGGAGCGGGACAAGACGAUGGUGAGUGAGCUGCUGGAGUUCAAGGAGCAGUUGGAUAACGUGGUGAGCACCUGCUUCCAGCGGAACGACCGCUUCCUCUACUCCAUGAGGGAGGCCUUCGAGCACUUCAUCAACCAGCGGCAGAACAAACCCGCUGAACUUAUAGCAAAAUUCGUUGACUUGAAACUCCGCGCGGGCAACAAGGAAGCUACAGAGGAGGAACUAGAGCGCUUACUGGACAAAAUCAUGGUUCUAUUCAGGUUUAUACACGGCAAGGACGUUUUCGAGGCGUUCUACAAGAAGGACCUAGCUAAGAGGCUGCUUGUUGGGAAAUCUGCUUCUGUUGACGCUGAGAAGUCGAUGCUUAGUAAACUGAAGCAGGAGUGCGGGGGAGGCUUCACGUGUAAGCUUGAGGGAAUGUUCAAAGACAUGGAGCUCUCUAAGGAUAUCAAUAUCACUUAUAAGCAGCAUCUAGCAGCCAGUUCCGAGGGUGGCGGUCUCGAGCUGUCCGUAUACAUCCUGACGAUGGGUUUCUGGCCGACGUACGCGCCGGCUGAGGUGCGCCUGCCGCCCGCACUCACGCGCCACCAGGACCACUUCGCCAAGUUCUACCUCAACAAGCACUCCGGACGGAAGCUGCAGUGGCAGCCCACGUUGGGACACUGCGUGCUUCGAGCGCAUUUCACACAGGGUAACAAGGAGCUGCAGGUGUCGCUAUUCCAGGCGCUGGUGCUGCUGCUGUUCAACGACGGCGACAGCCUCUCCUUCGAACACAUCAAAGCUGCUACCAACAUCGAGGACGGCGAGCUGCGUCGCACGCUGCAGUCGCUGGCGUGCGGCAAGGCGCGCGUGCUGGUGAAGUCGCCGCGCGGGCGCGAGGUGCGCGACGACGACCGCUUCUCCUUCCACGCCGACUUCACCAACAAGCUGUUCCGCAUCAAGAUCAACCAGAUACAGAUGAAGGAGACGAGCGAGGAGCAGAAGGCAACGGAGGAGCGCGUAUUCCAAGACCGGCAGUACCAGAUCGACGCGGCGAUAGUACGCGUCAUGAAGAUGCGGAAAGCGCUCGCACACAACCUGCUCAUCUCCGAGCUCUAUAACCACCUCAAGUUCCCCGUCAAGCCGGCGGACCUCAAGAAGCGCAUAGAGUCCCUCAUCGACCGCGACUACAUGGAGCGAGACAAGGACAACCAGAACCAGUACAACUACGUCGCCUAGAGCCCCGCCCCCCGCCCACCGACACGCCCCUCGCCAACGUCUAAGCAAGAUGCUAUUCAGUUUCCGCAACGGAAUAUAAAAAUAAUGUUAUUAUAUCGCGACGAACUAAAAGUUUUGUUCUGACUGACCAAAACUCGCUAGAACUAGCAAGUGCCAGAUACCGUUUUACACGAGUUGACUGCCUUAACAUUAACUCGAAACUUUUUUCGCUAAUGUUUUUCUGUCUUCGCGUUAGAGGCAGUGAAUCAGUACAGUUGUCGAAAUGGUUUGCAUUCACUCACUUUUUAUGGAGAAUAGAAGCAUUAUAAGCCAAACUUCUGUUGCGGAAAAUCGUUAUAAGGCUGUAUACUUAACUUUUAUAUUGUCCCGAGUGUUGAACUAAGUUAAUCCGUGUUUCUGUUGAAAGUGUAGAUUUUAAUAUUGAUGCAUAAUAUGUAAUAGAUAAAACAAUAACCUUAAAUUAUAAAAAAAAAUACGUUGGAUAAGUGGUUCAAUGUUUCGCCCUUGACAUUUGACUUUUUAGCGUGUUAGAAAAGGAUAGAAACAUGUAAGUUAUCUGCUGUGUAUACUAAUAAAUAAGGGGUACAGUUGAAAGCAAUGGACGGUAGAUCUGGAGAGUAGUAGAGGUUGUGGAGUGAGAAUAGAACAUAACGUGUGAUAUUAGACAAUCUUCCUGUGGGUAAAUAAUUAUCAUACACGACGUCGUUCACAAAGUGCGAAUUUACCGAAAAACGAUACGCGACUCGAGGUAUUAUAUUGAUUGCUUUCUGGACGAUGUCUUAGAAAUUACAUAAACUACAUAAAAUAUCAGCAAACAGCUUUCUUUUUAUUUAUGAAGUUAGUGACAGAUUGAUUUAAAUUAAAUAUUAUUUAACUUUGUAUAUUAAGAAAACUUGAUGUAUUUCUUUUCAUAUAAACUGAACUUGUAUUAUAUGUUUCGCAAGAAUACAAAUUAUUUUUCUUUAAAUUGCUUUUUUUUCUUAUAAACUAAGCCCGGGUGCGCACUAGCGCCCAAACCGCAGCGGCCAGGUCGCGACGGCCAUCGAGAUAGAUACCUUAGUAUAAAACCGCCAUAGACCACGCGCACUUGGCCGCACGGCGGCAAGCGGCCACACCACUUUCGAUGACCGCCGCGACCUGGCCGUUGCGGCCUGGCCGCUAGUGCGGCGCGCCCGGCCUUACUUUAGUUUUAAACUGAAUUGGCCUAUUAAAACAACAUUAAAAUUGUCCAAAACUGUGAUAUGAGUAAAAUUAUUGAGAUUCAAGAAUAUUUUCUCGAGGCUCCAUUAAUAGAAAUAUUACUCCAAUGUCUUGGCGGUAGAGUGCAGCACCGGCACACACUGUAAACAAAAAGUGUUGUUUGACAUUUGACAAAGUUUCUGUCAAUAUUAAUAACAGUAUGUGCUAGUAACGCCCUCUACUACCACCUUUGCGUAAUAUUCCCUAUUUUUAAACGACGUAUUCUUUGCGAUGCGUCGUCACUUCGAAUUUUUGUGUACAAGCCUUAACUAGGCAUUUGCAAGGCAAUCCAAUAAUAUGACCUUUAUACAAAGGCUUGCAUUGUCAGUAAGAUGUGAAUAAAGUCUAAUUCUUAUUAUUUUAUUGGGUUACAUUGACUAUAGAAUCUCGCAAACAUUUCAUUCAGACAAUAAGGGUUAUCAUAAUAACGAUAAUAUGUAUACAAUGCAGGUAGUCAACUUGUUGCUAUGAAAUGUUUCACUGAUUUUCUCUUGCCUAUCAACAUGUCUACAGGAGGGAAUAAAUAAAUGUAUUUAUAGCAAUUUUA
Molecule: messenger RNA, 4303 nt
Organism: Aricia agestis (brown argus)
Lineage: Eukaryota; Metazoa; Arthropoda; Insecta; Lepidoptera; Lycaenidae
Gene: Cul4
Product: cullin-4A
Exons: 13
Coding region: 136-2517 (793 amino acids)
Biological process (GO): protein ubiquitination; DNA damage response; ubiquitin-dependent protein catabolic process
Cellular component (GO): Cul4-RING E3 ubiquitin ligase complex
Molecular function (GO): ubiquitin protein ligase binding
Source: RefSeq, a predicted model, not a curated record